ACGAUUUCGUACGUGUUAUUACCACGAAGAUGAACACGGUGUCAUCGUGAAAAAAUCUGUAUCACGGAAGAGAUCACAGUUAUUCAUCGCCCUGAUGGUGAGCAUAGGUAUCGUCCAUUGUGAGCCACCGUUGAACACUCAAUACGGUGUCCCAGGGAAUUAUGCUGGGAACAACAACAACAACAACAACAACCAGGUAUCCUCAGGUGGUGGAAACGGAUAUGGUAAUCAGGGAUCCUCAGGUGCUGGAAACGACUUUGGUAACCAUCAUUACGACAGUGGUAACGACCACGACUACGCCGACCAACCGAUGUCCUACGAGUUUGGGUACGCGGUAAAGGACCAGGCGACCGGAAACGAUUUCGGCAGACGCGAGACCAGCGACGGUGAGACAGUACGGGGGGAGUAUAGAGUGCAACUACCCGAUGGCAGGACGCAAAUAGUCACUUAUACCGCGGAUUGGAGGACGGGUUUCCACGCGGAUGUGAGAUACGAGGGCACGGCCACCUACCCUGAUCAGUACAACACCCAGAACAACGGUUACAAUAAUAAUAACAACAACAACAACAACAACAACCAGGGUGGUUCUGGAUUUGGUUACCAGGGUAAUAACGCUGGAGGAUACAACGGAGGAAACAACGGAGGAUACAACUACCAACAGCCCUCAGGCAAUUACAACAACGGUAACAACAACUACAACAACGGCAACAACUAUCAGUUCGGUUCCAAUGCUCUGGACAACGGUUACAACAACUUCGGCGCUCGAAACGGCUACAAUCCUAGGGUUCCAUCGCCCACGUAUGGGCCGGCCUUCCGUUGACCAUAGUAGAAUUUUAAUUGGCUUAGGAUAAGAGGCGUCCUGUAAGACUAGCUCCAUUUACAAUAAACAAAUGUUUUUUUACUUUC
Dufourea novaeangliae is the source of this 906-nucleotide messenger RNA. RefSeq names its product probable WRKY transcription factor protein 1. The transcript has 4 exons. NCBI's taxonomy places the organism in Eukaryota, Metazoa, Arthropoda, Insecta, Hymenoptera, Halictidae. Gene Ontology annotation, cellular component: extracellular matrix. Bases 95 to 820 code for a protein of 241 amino acids. The record is from RefSeq and is a predicted model, not a curated record.